CUUUCCUAUGAUGGUUUUAGCUCUAGUUUAGCACUAGAAAUUUUGAAGUUCUACACAUUUUCUCUACUUUCACGAUCCCAGCUCAAUACUAUGGUCACGAUUUUAAAAGAAGUGUAGUUUGCAAUCCUGUGCACACUGACCUGGGAGUAAGCCUUACUGAGUGGAGUGAGCUUUCCUUCCGAGUAAACAAGCACGGUCUUAUUGCACGGUUAAAAUCGUUACUAGGAAGUUUUUCUGGUCGUCGUCCCUUCUCGGUCGGCUUGCAAUCCCCAAAGAGGAAGUGGGCUGGACUCUAGCAGUGCCUGCCAUUUCCACCCAACUAGCCGUGGAAAGCAAACGUCGGCGGGGUGGAGACUCUCCCUGGGGGUUGGUCGGCCCGGCGUGGAGAAAGAGUCUGCCCGAGUUGCAGCGGAGGGCGGGAAUUCCGAAAGGGAAAAAGACAUGGCCGGCUGCCGUCGGGAGCCGGGUAAACGGGGCUCUUUCGAGCUCUGGGGGUUGUUGCUGCCGUUGAAAACAAAAGGCGCCGACGAGGAGGACGACGAGCAGGAGGAAGACGGAGACGACGCCGAUGCAGAUUUCGAGCUCCCAGACGCCGCCAGGGCAGACCCGGACCAGACAGCCCCGCGCCAGAAAGUUAUAAUACAGGAGGAAAAAUCCCAAGCGAAGUACCAAGUGGCUGGACGCUUUCUAUUUACUGAUUCUUGGUGGAAAGUGAAUGUUAAAGUUAAAAAAAGUGGACCAUACUACUAUGUGCAGGGGUAUCCGUCUUACUUUCUACAGACUGAUGCAGGGGAAAAUCAGAUUUCAAUUAUUUCACUCUUCUUUAAUGCAUGUAAUGUUCCACCAGAAUUUAUAAGUGAGUUUUUCGAGUGGCUUCCUGAAGGAUCCUCUUUAAAUUUUAUGGAUCUUGAAGAAAUAUUAAAUCAGUUUCAGGAGUCAAAACUUCAAGAAGGACAAAAAUCUGCAGAUACCAAACUUUUUGACAUCUUUAAUUACAUUAAGAACUCAUUUGCAGGGAAAGCUGUACUGGUAGCCUUGGCCUUUCCUGCUAUACUGGAAUUCUUACCAAUACUUUUGCCACGGAAUAUUUCUCAUUGCAUCGGAUGGCUGAACAGCAAAGAUGUUGAAUUGACAAAACUGAAUAAAAUAUUAAAGGAAGAGCCAUGGAAACUUGGAUUUAGCACAAUGGUGUACAGAGACCUGCGUACCUCCUUUUCUGAAGUAUCUUGGAGCACCUUCUCUGAGUGCAGUCAUCUUCUUGAGAAAAUUCCUGAUUUGCAGAAGAAUGCCUUGAAAAUAUAUGCAGCAUUCAAGCAGAGAUGUAGCAACAAGGGACACACAUAUGAAGAACAGGAUAAAUUGACACGUAUGGUUUCUGAAGAUAUGUCUGUUGAACAUGCCUGGCAGUCACUCCAGUUUAUGAAGGAUGAGAGGAUACUAGUUAGUGAGGGAAAAUUAUUUUUCCUGUACAACCUCUACAAAGCUGAAAAAGAAAUUGCAACUACGGUUCAUGAGCUCAUUAAGAAAACUCCAUGGCAGCUGCAUGCUGAUGUCAAAAAGGCACUUAGUGGUCGCACACAUAUGAACACCUUGAGAGACCCAGUUGUUGAGUAUAAAAUAAAUGACGAGGAACCUUGUGGGAUGGAUCAGGAGGAACCCAGCAAUACUUCAGAUAUGCAAGAAAACUGUAACGAUGGCUUCGAGUGUGGCGCACGAACUCCCAGAGAGGAAAUAAAAAUCGAAGUAGUAGUGGAUCCAAAUCAAGAGAAGGCUGUGGAAAUGAUAUGUGCCAAUCCUGUGACAGUCAUAAGUGGGAGAGGUGGUUGUGGAAAAACAACAGUGGUUAGCUACCUUUUCCGCUAUCUAAAGGAAAUGGAAGAAAAAACAACUCAAAAUGCUUGUAAAGCUUUUGAAGCUGAUACAGCAAAUGAAUGCAGUACUUUCAGCCAAUGUUUUGAUUUAAAUGAACGCAGAAAUGAGUCUCUAAAUAUUUUAUUUACUGCACCCACGGGAAGGGCAGCAAGGCUGUUGCAAAAGAAAACACAGAUUUCUGCUUAUACUUUGCAUCAGGUAAUCUGGAGUUACUAUGCAUGGAAGCAUGAGUCAAUGCCUUGGAAGUUUUCUGAAGUCAAUGUAUUGGUUGUAGAUGAAGGGAGCCUGGUGUCUGUAGAAGUCCUUAGUAGAGUUUUACACCUUCUGUUCCACCAUGCCUGUCUUGCUAAGCUCAUUAUUCUUGGUGAUGUUAGACAGUUACCUAGUAUUAAGCCUGGUAAUAUGCUGGCUGAUAUGUUUGAGAUUAUGAAAUCAAGAAGCUGGGGUCUAGAACUGAGAACUAAUCACAGGACUGAGUCGCAGUUAAUUGUAGAUAAUGCAUUAAGAAUCUCUCGGCAGAUCUACCCAGAGUUUGAUGCAUUGCUCACAAUUUCUGGCCGGAAUGACAUGUGGCCAGUGCCAAGUCCUGAGAAAAGAUUUAUUUUGGUUGCUUUACCUACUGCAGAUGAUUUGGUGCCUGCCAUUAAGGCUCUGCUUGAAAGAGGUCCAGGACUGGAAGAUGCUAAGCAGUCGCAGUUCAUUUCUUUCAGAAGGAAAGACUGUGACAUCAUAAAUGAAAUCUGCUGUCAGCACUAUUCACAUCAUCCUAUGCGAAACCAUAAAAAUCAACUCCAGUUUCAAUGUGGUGACAAAGCCUGUUCUACAAGAAAUGCUUAUAUCAGAGAUCUUCAAAGACCCGUAGAUGGUCAUGAUGAUAGACAGGCUCGGACUGGCCCACAGGGCAGCAGCGCAUAUUCCCAGUGUGCCCCACCCGCAGGGUGCCCCGGUGCCCCACCGCACUCGGCAGCAGUGAAUACUCCCACCCUUACACACCCAUCCUGCUCAAACCCUGGCGCCCUCCCCACACAGAUUCCACCGCCCUCUCAGUGCCCUCAGUCCGUCUCUGAUGAUAGGUUGUGCAAUGGAGACAUAUUCUUCAUUAAAAAGGAUGAAGAAGAUAAGCACCGUUUUCUGACCAUUAACAUUCCGGAUGGAGAGGAAUACACCCUGCUCUAUACAGCUCUCCGGAGAAUCUCUAAGAUAAAGCAUGCCUGGGCCAGAACUAUUCACACGUUUCAGGGUUCUGAAGAAAAUACAGUUGUCUAUGUUGUUGGAAAUUCUCCUUACCAGCACUGGCAGCAUGUAUAUACGGCUAUUACUAGAGGACGUUCCCGGGUCUAUAUUGUUGCCGAGGAGGCCCAACUCCGAACAGCCAUUGCUAGAAAAAGUUUUUCCAGAAAAACUCAAUUACGAAAAUAUUUAAAAGAUGCUCUUGUGGGGAAAAUGGACGAUUCUGAACAAACCUUAUUGCCUCAGCGCUCUUGGAAUUUUGCUCUUCCUGAUGAAAAUAGGUCCACUGAUGAAGAAGAAAGAGGUCUUGUUUCUGAUGAAAUGGAAAACGAUAAUGGGCUGGAGAUGACUGUUGAGCUGGCUGGUGUAACAGAGGACACUUCGCUUCAUCCAGGUGAACUGAAGAGGCAAUGUGAAUUUCCAGAUGGUUGUGAAAGCCCUUUCAAAGUACCUUUGGUAAUAGAAGACAAUUCUCCACUUGGAACUACAAAACUGCUAAAGAUGACACUGAAGGAUCCCGUUCCUAAACAACUUUUUAAGUAGUAAUAAGUGUAUUCUUAGCUACAUGUUUGAUGCCCCCCCGCCCCCAAAGCCAAAAUGUCUUAGAACAGAACUAUGAGAUGUUUUUGUUAAAAUGUUUUGCAACUUCAGAGAAAAGGUGUUUUUUUUUUUGUUUAACCUAUUUUUAACUCUGAAUAAUAUUUGCUCUUAUUAUCUGUUUUUAAUUGAAGAAAUAAUUAUCUUUAAAAGUAGAUUUCAAAUUUUAAAGACUUUCUUGUUAAGAAGGUACCUGAAUUUUUUUUUUAAAAAGAACUGUAUCUUAAGUAUUUUUCUCUUUCUGAUGUGGCUUGAGUGGUACUUAUUGCUAGAGCUGCCCUGUGUUCCUGUAUUUUGCUCAGGGAGAGAGUGUGAGCAUCAUUCUAAAUCGGCUGGUUCUUGCCUGCCCCUUUUCGAAGUUGGUGCAGCACUGCCCACACAGGCAUAAGGGGCUGUUCACUCUUGCAUCUUGUAGCAGCUUUCCAAGAGUGUCGCCGGGUGCUUGUCCGCAACAGGAGGCUGCUGGUUAAUGUGUGGAGAGAGAGAGAGAGAGAGAGAUGGCUAUUAAGUUUGUCAGGCAAUGUCUUUCACUAAAAGCCAUACUUAUUCUAGUAAUCUUUUUUUUUUUUUUGCCAGAAAGCACUCUGAGGAAUACACGUUGGCAUUAGAUCUGUUACAGUAAUUGGCAACUAGAGCAUCAACUUGUGGGGAGAACCUGCCCCCCCAGUUCAGUGCUUGCCUCUGCAGACACAUGCUGAAUGGUGGGAGGAUGAGGCCAGCUGCAUGCUUCAUUUCUCCUAUACUACAAGUAAUGAAUGUCUGGACAUAUUGUUGCUCAUUACAUCAAGAGGUUAGAAUGCUACAUAAGAGUAGCUAACACUAACUCCCUGAUCCAAAGGUGCAUGAGCAAAGUAGUCAGUGUUACAUGAGUAGGACCGAUCUUAAUCCAAGAGGGGAAUUGCACACGCUGCACCUUGUUUGCACAAGAGUUGCUCCAGGCCAUUGGGUCUGUGGCUACAGAGGCUGCUUCCAUGUACAUAUUGCUCCUAGCUGGAUUAUGGUAUACAUGAAUUAGGUUAAAGAGAGGUUCUUAAUCUGUACAAGAUCUUUGUAUCAGUUGAAAACUCCAAAAAUAAGCCAUAUACAUAUUUAAUGGUGUGCAAAUCCAGAACUUUAGAAGAGGUUAGGACUUCCUGAACCUGGUUUUUUAACAUUGCAAAAAGUUCUAAAUAUGAUUGGAUUAUGAACCCUUGAAUGAUGAUAUAAGUUGCAUUAAUAGUACGAGAUCGUACUUUUUGAUGACCUAUAAUUUGUAACAUUCACUGGCUAGAAGAUAAUGGCAAUUCAUGCAAAUACCUUGACAGCCAACAUUGCUUUUAAAUCACUGUUUAUUUGAUCUUUUUACAUUUUCCAUACAAAUUUUGAAACAGUUUGAGAUCCGAGAAACCAUACAUUGACGAUAAAUAUCAUGCUAUUAAAGUAUUAAAUUUGUACAAAAAUAUUUUAGUUUAAUACUCAUUUGUUACAAAUAAAAAUACAUAUUAAGUGGUUCAUGA
This is a messenger RNA of Hemicordylus capensis (graceful crag lizard), 5195 nucleotides long. It is a transcript of the gene HELB, whose product is annotated as DNA helicase B. Lineage: Eukaryota; Metazoa; Chordata; Lepidosauria; Squamata; Cordylidae. The record is from RefSeq and is a predicted model, not a curated record. The coding region runs from base 442 to 3645 and encodes 1067 amino acids. The transcript has 13 exons.